Messenger RNA from Aspergillus affinis, 1047 nucleotides. RefSeq lists its product as uncharacterized. The transcript is spliced from 3 exons. The coding region runs from base 1 to 1047 and encodes 348 amino acids. The record is from RefSeq and is a predicted model, not a curated record. Lineage: Eukaryota; Fungi; Ascomycota; Eurotiomycetes; Eurotiales; Aspergillaceae.
AUGGAAUCGGUUCCGCAAUCUCUCUCCGGAUCAUCGCAUCCAAGCGCUUUGGGUUCACCCACCUUGAUCAACACAUCUUCCAACCCGAAUCAUACUGGCAUCAGUGCGAACGAGCAUUCUCAAAGGGAGCGCCGCCAUGAAGAACAGCCUCCAUCCUUCAACAACCUCGGCAAUCGUCCCGACACCGAGGACCAGAUUCCCAGCAAUCGGACUCCGCAUCGAAAUAGUCGGCAAUCAAGGCGACUUACAUUGCAUCGCUCAGCGGCCAACGGUAUAGCAUCCACAUUUGCGACAAGAAGCUCGUAUAUCCAAAUCGAUCCGCAGUCGACGACAGAAGGAACCCAGUUGAGCGAUAGAUCGGGGCUAGGGUCGCAUACCGAAUCGCAGCGGCAUGCGUCGGCGCACCGCAGUUAUCGUCCGCGGUCUUGCACAUCAUUGCUUAAAGAGAAAGGACCCAGGAGAAAGUUCAUUACAUUAAUCACAUCUGCCGUCUUCCUUAUCUUUAUCCUCGCUCUAUAUCUCGCAUUUGCUGUUUCCCAUUCGAACCUGGGCCGAGAACUGCAUAUUCUUUUGGUUUUCAUGAUUUUGAUCCUCGCCAUUGUUCUAUGCCAUUCUUUGAUCCGCUUUAUCAUGGUAGUCUUACGAGAUCCGAGAACGCUCGCUACCAAUCGCAUCCCGAGUCGAUCGGGGCCUACUGGCUACGCGCAGCCGGAGCGUCCUAUUCCUGUUGUCCUUGCCAACGACGAGGAGGCUUUGGCCGAAAGCCAGGGCCCUAGUCGGGAAAAGGUUACCGUACCUCCUCCAGCAUAUGGUCUCUGGAGAAGCAGCGUGAGAAUCAAUCCCGACCUACUAUAUUGGCAAAAAGUGAACCAAGAAGCGCAUCCGAUGUCAAAGCGCAUGAGUCGAUCGGAGCAACCCUCCAACGCCAAAACUACGACGCCACGGCCGCCUAGCUAUACAUCUGACAAUGGCAUUGACUAUGUCGUUGAAGCACAACCGCGGUCGUUCUCCCAUUGGAACAUUCCUGAAGAGCCUGAGCAUCGUUAA